Molecule: messenger RNA, 7940 nt
Organism: Epinephelus moara (kelp grouper)
Lineage: Eukaryota; Metazoa; Chordata; Actinopteri; Perciformes; Serranidae
Gene: cep152
Product: centrosomal protein 152
Exons: 28
Coding region: 626-5623 (1665 amino acids)
Biological process (GO): centriole replication
Cellular component (GO): centrosome
Source: RefSeq, a predicted model, not a curated record
CGGGACUGGCAGCAGCAACAUAAAUAAUAUUAAGAAACAGCUUUACCCUUUCUAUUAUGCAUUGUUUGUUUGCAAGAGUGGACAUUAAACGAGUAUGUGCAUCUGUUAGUGACAUAAAGUCAGUUAUGGUGAUAUAAAAUCAUAGUAUAUAGUGUACAUUCGUUCUGACUGCAGUGAUUUGGCGCUGCUAGUGCGCGCGAGUUUUCAAAGUGGGCGAGUCUGCUGCUCUUAAAGAGGACGUCCAAGCGGCUAGCCGGAGCUAGCUUUAUAACUUACCACACAUAGUUUAAACGUUUCCGCUUUGCCUAAAACUGGUGCCAACCGUUUUGUUUGCCAGCGAAUCUACAUAUUUGAUCAAACGUAUUUGGCGGAAGGGCUUCAAAGUAUGGCCAGCUCGUUUUUAAACUUUUGUCGGCCUCGCUGUUGCUAAGGCAAGCUAACAUUGCCACGCUAAGCUAGCUAGCUAGCGUCAGUGCUUUGUAAUGUAAACAGUACUGUAUGUGGCUAACUUAACUGUUAGUUGAUAACGUCGAUCAAAUAACGGAAUAAACAACCCACCUGAAGAGACGUUUGUCCCAUUCAUACAAACAGGGCACCCUGCUCUGUGAAACUCAGGAUCUGCAUCAUGUCUAUUGAUUUUGAUAGUGCUGCUCUUCAGACACAGCAUGAUGAAGAGGAAUACGACCAAGAGGACUAUGCAAGGGAGCAAGAGCUGCACAAAUUGCUUACAGACCUGCCCGAUGACAUGCUCGAGGAUAGCAGAGACUCCUCCCCAGAGCUGGAGUGCUCUACCUGCAGCAAUAAAAACACUGGUGGCAGUCCAAAGUCCACAUGGACACAGCAAUGGUCCGAUCAUCCAAGGCCGACCUCUCAUGAACAGAACUAUGAAGAUGACUAUGAUCAACAUGCUGAUGAUGAGUAUGCUUAUGAGGAUGGAGCAGUUCAGAUCAAUGGACAUCACCCUCAAAGUCAACCUCUGCCUCACACCUGGAACCAGGAUCAUCAGUUCAACCAGGGAGAUUAUACAUACACCAGCAUGGGCACAGAAAAAUCUACAGAGACCAAUGAUUUCUCCGUAGACGAGUAUGAGUCCAGACCGUACCCUCAAGGCACUAAUAAUGCUGUAGUUUAUAAUGGAGAAGGAGGACGCAGAGACAAUCAAAACUAUGGGGACCACAACAACGGCAGGAACCAUUUUCAAGUGAGUGGAAAUUUAAAGUCUACACAGUUGGAUAGAGGAGUGGAUCACCAUCCUGCCCAUCAGCCAAAGAUGUUUACCUCACAGGCCGUUCACCAAGACGGUCAAUUUGACCAUCUGCAAAGAGAAUUCCUUGACUCAACACAAAAAACGGCUGAUAGAGAGCAGCUUGCCCAGCUCCAGAUUUUAAACAAGGCUCAGCAGAGGCAAAUUGAAGACUUGGAGCGAAAACUGGAGGAUUCGAAGCGUAAUAUGAGAUAUAUCGAGCAUCAGCUUGCAAUUGCCAAAGAUGAAAAGGAUGGCCUAGCCGUGAGUCUAAAGGAAUCAAGUCAACUGGUUGAAGAGGCCAAAGGGAGAGAGGUUCAAAUGCAAAACAAAUUGAAGGCACUGGAGCAGCAAGUACAGGUCCUGGCUGAGAGAGACCAGGAGAACACAAAGAAGCAGAGGGUGGCAGAGGCUGCAGUGGACAGCAUGAAGCAGCAGAUGUUGGAGCUUUGUCGCUCCGAUACCCUGUCCAAAGCGCGGCAGCAGCAUGACAGAGACCUUGCCAUCAUAAAGGAGCAGCAUGAGGCUGCACUGUUGACACUGGAGCAGAAGCUCGACUCCACAGCUCAGGCUCUGAGUGAACAGAUUGAUGUUGGUCAGAGGUUACGAGAGCAGGUGAAGCAGCUGGAGCGCCAGAGGGAGGAAGAGCAGCUGGAGAGAGCCAGAGUUGUUAACGCCCUUACUCAGCGUCUGGAAGAGAGUCAACAACAAUGUGCUAAACUGCUGCAGACGAGUGCAGUGCAGGAGAUGAGUCAGAUACAAGUCAAACUCCAACAGGCUCAAUCAGCCAAAGCACUGAGUGAAAACAUGAACAAAGUGUUACAGGAGGAUCUGGCUGAUUUGAAGGAGCAGAUCACUCUGUAUGAAUCUGCUGUGAAACACGGUGUCAUUGCUUUAGACCUGAGCACUGACUGGGAGAGCCAGCUGUCUGAAUCCUGUGUGGAUUUAGGAUUAAAGAAAGUAAACAGGAAGAAUGGCUCACUUCACAGAACUGCCCUGGCUAAUCUGUCGGACUCGAAGCUGCCCAAAGAUGAAGCUUUGCGGCUGCUGCGAGUGGAGAUGCAGCGCUGUCUGAGUAGCUUGAAGGGGAAGCGGCAGAAGAUCAGUCAGCUGCAGGAGGAGCUCCAGCUCAGUCAGGGUCAGGUGAACGAGCUGCAGACCCAGUUGGAAGAAGCCAAGCUCUGCUCUUCGGUCAGAGAGACGAGUCAGAUGAAACAUCUAGACAUAACUGGAGAGUCUCAGAAAGAGUUUAUGAGACUACAGGAAGACAAACGACACUUGCAGGAACAAGUGGAGGUGUUAGAGAAGAAGAACACGGAGCUGAGACAGAGUGAGGAGAAGGUGAGGUCUGCCAACUUGGAGCUGUGCACCAAGAUGAGGGAGAUGAUCCAGGAACUGGACCAAGAGAAGCAGGAGGCUGCUCAGAGAGCUGAGAGGAUUCAUCAGCAGUACAGGGACGACGUGGUGGACCGGGUCAGAACCGAGCUCAUGCUGGAACACGAUGCUCAAGUUGAACAGCUGACUGCACAGCAUCAGCAGCAGGUCCAACAGUUACAGACCCAGCUGUCUGAGGCCAAUGAUAAGAUUUUGGGUGUGCAAGAGUGCUACAUAUCCGUCUGCACGGAGAAGGACAUGCUUGAAGAAAGCAUCCGUAACAGGGAGAAGGAGGAAGCUUUGAUCAGGGAAAAUGAGCUAAAGAUGAGAGAAGAGAGUGGCACAGCUGUGGAGAAGCUACGGGCUGAGCUUGAGGCGCAGCAUCAGGCCUCAAUAAACCAGCUCAAAGCUCUCUGGUCCAAACAAAAGGAGGCUGAGAUCCAGCAGCAGGUGAACUCUCAAGUAGCUUCGGCCAAGGCUGCUUGGAAAGAGGAAUUGAAACAGAUGGAGAAGACCUGGGUCCAGAGGCUGGAGGAGGCCAGAACAGAGAGGCACAGAGAGACUGCUGAGGCAGCCUGUCAGACAGAUGAGACUGAUGCCAGCAGUGUGACAGUUACCGCUGAGGAGCUGGACUCCCGGCUCAGCGCCCAGAAACAGCAGCUGCAACUAGAAGCUGACAAAGUCAAACGCAAAGCUGUGGAGGAAGCCAGGAAACAAGCCCAGAAAGAGCUGCGCGAGAAACACCUGGAGGACAUGGCCAAACAGGUUGAAGGUGCUGUAACGAGGGCCUACAAUCGCUGGAUUGAGGAUUUGACUUCAUUACCAGAAUACCAAACCUCUCUCCAAGCAGAGAGGGAGAAAUGGGAAGAACUUCUAGAAAAACACACAGAGCAACAGGUAUCCCAGGCCCUGAGGAACGCAGAGGAGCAGUGGCACAAGAAGCACAAGAACCAGCUGGAGGAGCAGACCUCUGAAACACAGAGGGUGGAGGAGCUCCAAGAGGAGGUGGCAGCUCUACAGAGUCAGCUGGAGCAAGGAAGGAGAGAGCAAGCUGCCCUGCUGAAGGCUGAGCUGGCCGGAGCCAGAGCAGCCUGGAACCGAGACAAACAACAGGAGAUCUCUGUCAUCCAGGCCCGCACUGAGAAGGUGUACCAAAGCAGGCUGCAAGAGCAGCGCAGAAACCUGGAGCAGGCUUUGCAGCAGACCAGGGAGGAUACUGACCUCCACAAUAAGGAGCUGCUCCUACAGAUGGAGGCCAAGAUACAGCAGAAUCUGAGGGCCCGAGAGGAGGAGUGGAGAAGUCAGCAUGCAGAGAAGGAGCAGGCCCAGAGACAGCGGGUGAGAGAUGAAUUACUAGCAGAGCUUCAAACUGGUUUGGCCAAGGUCCAGUCACAACUUCUCAGGGAUCCCAGAACAGAUCAGUGGGGCACUGAAGACACCAAGAGGACCAGCGGGGCCACAUCAGAGGGCACAAUAAUGCACAUCAUCCAAACAUCCUGCAAAGACAUGGUCAACAGAGCAGUAUCUCAAGCCAAGAAGGAAUGGACGAAAAUAAGUGAGGAGAGACUAAGCCGUGUGUUGAAAGAAACGCAGGAGCAGCAUGAGAGAGAAAUCGACAAAAUAGAAAGCUCUGUGACGCAAAGGAAGGAGCAGGCUCGCUGCAGGACGGAGUGCGCUGAGACUUUAGGUAAGCUGCAGAAGAAGAACCAGGAGCUCCAGAGACACUUGGAGAAAGCCUGUCGUCAGCUCCAGCACAGCGUUCGAGAGCACAAAGCAGCCAUGCAGCGUCUGAAAGAUGAGCAUGAACGCAGCUUACAAAAGUUAAAGGAAGGACACCUGCAGCAGCUAGAGGAGGUGAAGAGAACCCAAGAAUCCUCAGGUUCUGAUCACCAACAAAAUGUCCAGCAAGGCCUCGAGGAGAUGAAGCAGCAAUACCUGAUGACUGUGGAAAAGAUCAGAGGAGACAUGCUGCGUUACCUUCAGGAGAGUCGGGAGCGAGCAGCCGAGAUGAUCCACAUGGAGGUGCAGAGGGAGAGGCAGGACACUGCCAGAAAGAUGAGGCACUAUUAUCUGACCUGUCUGCAGGAGUUACUGGAGGACGGAGGAAAGACUACAGGGGCUGAGAAGAAAAUAAUGAAUGCUGCAAGCAAGCUGGCAGCCAUGGCUAAAGUGCUGGAGACGCCUUUAAAAAGUAAAUCUGGAAAGAACUUCAGUUUACAAACUGACUGCCUUCCAGGAAGAAACGCAGGUUUCACCAAGAACCAGUCAACACUAACUGAGCUCCCUGACAUGAGGCCAGAGGGAAGAUCCAACAGGGAAAAGUCCUCCGCUGAUUCAGAACAAAAACAAACUGCUGCAGCAAGGACAAAACCUCUGAGUCACCAGGACAUUUCUGCAUCUGAGGAGGCGGCCUCAGUAGAUGCAGCGCUGAAACCCCAAACUGCUGCUCACACACACCUCUACUCUUACAAACCUUCCCAACAGAUUGCUUCUCCAUCCCAGGUCGAGUUUGUCAACGUGUCUGUGAGGAGUAAGAGCAGGGAGAUGUACCUGCAGGGAGCAGACAACUGCAACGACUCAGAGCGACAGAGCAAACCAUUCCUCAUCCAGGAGGCUCCUGUCAGAGACGAGAGAAGGAAUGACUGGAGCAUGACCAGUUGUGACUCAGACACUGGCUUCCAUGUUUCUUCACACUCUUACUCAGGGAGGAAAGUAGAACCAGUGAAGCCCUUUUCCGUCUCCGCCGCAUUCGCCAGUGACUUAGGAGAGUUUGCUGGCCUCACUCCGGAUGUUUCUGACCUUACUGUUUAUAAUGAAAUUGCCAAAAACACACCCCACACCCAGACCUUGAACUUGCAGCAUGCAAAGAUGGGUACACACAGAGAGCCCACCCCUGGCUCUGACGGUGAGAAGCAGCAUGGAGUUUGUUUCAGGCCUCUGUUCUCUGAGUUGAGACAACGCCAGCAGGACAGCGGCUUUGACAGUCCGUUCUACCAACAAAAAUGACCAAGUGAAGGGCAGGUAGGAAGAGAAGUUAGGAGGCGAGCUUGGAAAUGACUUGAGGAUUUCAGUUAGCUCACCAAAUAGUGCCUUUAAUACAGUGUAUAAAGUUUACACGAUGUAGGACCUUUGCCUUCAUAGCUUGUUAAAGGAAUAGUUUUACAGAGUUGUGUGAGUUGGGCAUGAGUUGGGUGAAAAGAUUGAUAGCACUGUCAUGUCUGUAUAUUGGGUAUAAAUGCUAGACACGGCCAGUUCGCUGUUAACAGCUUGUCUCUGUCCAAAGGUAAUAAAAUCCACCUAUUAGCACCUCUAGCACUCACUCAUUAACAGAUUACACCUCUUUCCUUUGAUCCAUACAAAAACCAAAGGGUCAAAUUACAACAGUAGUUUCAUGUUAAAUUAUAUGCUGGACAUUUCCAGGAGUAUUGUUGUCACUGUGAUGUUGCCAGGCAACCAGUAGAGACUGCCAAGAAAUGGAAAACAAAGGAGAUCUAACUUGUAAAUGAACAUUGUUGAGGUUUAGAGUUACAGAUGGGUCGAUUGUGUUACCUUGGGACAGAGCCAGGCUCGCUGUUUCCACUUUUGAUGCCAAGUGAAGGGAAGCGUACCUUCCAAACCCUGACAAUGACACGAUAGUGGCAUCAAUCUGUUCAUCAAACUCAACAAGAAUGCGAGUUAGUGUUUUUUAUAUUUGAGUAAAGCUGCACAUUGAAGCAAAAGUGUUGAGUUUUAUAGCCAUUUUUGGGGAAAGAAGCAGUGGCUACAUUUUGUACCUCUCACCUCAGGUACACCACAGAGCUCUAUAAAUAUUUGCUUGUUUCUUUUGGCCUCAUACACUCCUUUUCAACCUUUCAGUCUAGCUGUAAACACGCAGCUGCAGGUCUUGGAUCUAAAGCUCAGCGAGGCCCUCAGCAGUAUUAUCUUUGUCUAUUUACUUUAAUAGAUAAGGUGUUUCUUCUGCAGUUGCUUGGAAGUGACUCCCAUCACAGAGAGCGCUUUGAAAAAAAAUGUUUAUAGUUCAGAAGUCCCAGCUGUGCCUCGAAUGAUCCCGGCACCUUAUUGUACCCUGAACUAGACCAGUCAGUGCUGGUGCAGGUUCAAGCUCAUAUCAGUCUUCUGAGUUCUGUUUCCUCUCUGUCUGAGUCCACUGUGCCUUUGCUUUUAUAUUUUUAAAAUAUUUUAUAUCACAUUAAUGAAAUAUGCUGUGCAUAGAUUGUUUUUUUAUAUAUAUAUAUUUAUUUCAUUUUAAUAAAUCAUUUCAAUAUAAAUUAAGGAAGAAUCAUUUGUCAUGAGAGCAGAGCCUUUACUGGAAAUCAUGUUAAAGAAAGUAGUUUAUAUCAGAGAUUACUUUUGGUAAAUACAGUCCUACUUACUUUAAUUUAAACCAUUGGAGGACAGUGAACUCAUUGUCAUGUUCAAGAAACCAGUUUGAGAUGAUUUGAGCUUUGUGACAUGGUGCGUUAUCCUGCUGGAAGUAGCCAUCAGAAGAUGGGUACACUGUGGUCAUAAAGGGAUGGACACGGUCAGCAACAAUACUCAGGUAGGCUGUGGUGUUUAAACCAUGCUCAGUUGGUACUAAGGGGCCCAAAGUGUGCCAAGAAAAUCUCCCCCACACCAUUACACCACCACCACCAGCCUGAACCGUUGAUACAAGGCAGGAUGGAUCCAUGCUUUCAUGUUGUUUACACCAAAUUCUGACCCUACCAUCUGAAUGUGGCAGCAGAAAUCCAAACUCAUCACACCAGGCAACGUUCCAAUCUUCUAUUGUCCAGUUUUGGUGAGCCUGUGUGAACUGUAGCCUCAGUUUCCUGUUGUUAGCUGACAGGAGUGGCACCUGGUGUGGUCUCCUGCUGCUGUAACCCAUCUGCUUCAAGGUUCAACACGUUCAGAGACGGUCUUCUGCAGACCUUGGUUGUAACCAGUGGUUAUUUGAGUUACUGUUGCCUUUCUAUCUUCUUGAACCCUCUGGCCAUUCUCCUUUGACCUCUGGCAUCAACAAGGCGUUUUCACCCAGAGAACUGCCGCUUGCUGGAUACUCAGACCAGCCCGUCUGGCACCAACAACCAUGCCACGUUUAAAGUCACUUAAAUCACCUUUCUUCCCCAUUCUGAUGCUUGGCUUGAACUUCAGCAGGUUGUCUUGACCAUGUCUCCAUGCCUCAGUACUCUUGAGUUGCUGCCACAUGUUUGGCUGAUUAGUUAUUUGUACCUAAUAAAGUGGCUGGUGAGUGUAUAAAAUGUCUUACAUUUUAAACCUGUAAAAACUGGAGCCAAGUUGAGUUUAAAAUGUAGUUCAGAGUGUGUGUGUGUGUGUGUGUGUGUGU